GCUUACAUGUAGGGUAUUUUGCUCUACGCUGUUCAUUCAUUCUCUCAAAAAGUCCCAGUUGUGCACAGAGGGAAGUUUACGCGCCGUCUCAGAACAGAGGCCUCGAUCGAGACGCCUGUUUCUCCAUCGAAUUUAUAGUGAAAGUGAGGCUUGUAGCGUGAAACCACCGGGAAGUGCCCAUCUUUUAUUUCUUAGUACAUGUUGAAUGUGAUAGAUCGAGAGAGAUGCACUGAUACCUGAACAAGGGUAGUUAUUAGAGUGUAUAUACUUAUUCAGUCUGAUCCUACAAUAUAUGUAGCUGGCUCUAGAAGCAACGUAAAGCUGGACAGAGCGUCUAAACCUUGAUUACCCGUCAGCUGCACAUAGGCGACUGUUAGGCCCUAUUGAACUCUUAACUUUGACAAAAAUUUCCUGCCAAUCGCCAACGGUGCCAUGGAGAACAGCAAUUCAACAGAGGAAUCGGACUCUGAAAGUGAUAUGUCCUUUAAAGUGAUCAUGAUAGGGAAGUAUGGAGUAGGAAAAAGUUCAUUAUUCCGUCGGUUCAUGAAGCAGGGUUAUAGUGGAGCCAUAACCAGGAAAGACACUAUAGGAAUGGAUCACUACAAGCGAAC
Lingula anatina is the source of this 611-nucleotide messenger RNA. RefSeq lists its product as uncharacterized. Gene Ontology annotation, molecular function: GTPase activity; GTP binding. Lineage: Eukaryota; Metazoa; Brachiopoda; Lingulata; Lingulida; Lingulidae. The record is from RefSeq and is a predicted model, not a curated record.